GGCCUAAUUUAAGUUGUCUAAAUCUAUCUUCUUAACAAAUUUGUAUAUAUACAGCGAUGUGGACAUGAUGGAUCACUUUUGAAAUGACUCCAACAGUUUGAGUGUCGUCAUAAUAGUUGGGAACAUAAAAUAAAUCUACUACUAACUGCGUGUAUAUCUACCAGCAUUAUUUUUGUACUAAGAACCCUGGUAUAGGAACUUACGGAGAUAUAUAUCAAAACACUGCAUGUCAUUGCUCAUACUUUACUGUUAUCCAACCAUUGGAGAGUCAACAACUAAUGUGUUAUGAUGUGAGAACAGUCUGCUCCAAAUCCCAGGUCUAGGAGUUUUGGAAUUCCUACAUAUCCGGUUGACUGGGUUUACAGAAGAGAGCAACUAUUUUCCAGUACAACGACCAGCUCAAACAAUUUAAACUUCAGACAGGCUGCAUGCAUACCGUGUAUACGUGGUGUAAAUAAUCGGAGUGAAUGCUGUUUAACGCCGCAGUAUUGCGCCAGAAACAUUUAAGUUCAAUAUUCAUGCUGGAGAUAUUUGCAGUGUAAUUGAGCUACGGGAGUUCUAUGGUCUGCUAUCAGGAGUUUCAUCACGCUGUGAUACCGUAUAUAUUUUGUAAACAUCUGGAGCAAACAUCGAGAAACAACUUCAUGGUACAACCAUGAAGUAGGUCCAUGGUACAACGAAGGUAGACCUACAAAGCCAGGAAAAGGUCGACUGUGCCGUUUUGAUAUUAUCAUCGAGGAAAUGCUAGUCAGAAAUCAAAAGGGAAAUUGAAUCGCCGAUCUUCCCCUUUUUUGUCUAAAUGAAUGAAAGCCAUACCAUUGCUUCUUGUAGCAAGGGACACUGAAUUAUGAUCAGGUUGACGACGAUGGAAUAUGUUUAGCUUUCACGUUGAUAAACAUUGGAAUUUCGAAUCUCCCUACUGAUUGGAAUAGAUUAGCUUUAUGUCUAUGGAGAGCGCAUCCAGCGGGAGAGGGGUUUUCUUCAUUUUGUCAAGUGGAUUUUUGUGAUAAUCGUUGAAAAUAGGAAUCCUAUGUCGAAAAGAUUAUAUAGUCUAGCUUUACUUACUGAUUGAUAGUGACGCCCCCCCCCCAUUCCGCUGAGAAUAAAAAAGAGUACAGUCUAACUCUAUGCGGAUUUUAUCGUUUAGCCGACAUUAUAAUGAGCCUCGAUUAAUGCAGUCAUCAUCCUCAUUUUCUAAAUGGGAUUUUGUCAUGCCUUUCCGCAAUUUCGCUAAUAAGAAUUGAGGACUGUGAUUUACUCAUUGAGUUAAUGAACUUCGACAGUCCAGCUAUUGGUAAAGCGAUUUAUUCUUAGCUGCUCAUAAUAUAGGAAGGAAAGGACUAAGAUUUAUUGUAACAGUGAGGUUAUUCAUCCCAUUCAUUUGAUAAGUUGAUUGGAUUUAUGAACCAUUAUUGAUCGAAAGACAAUCGACAUGGAAGCUAACAAGGAUAUCAAAUGUGUGAUCGUUGGAGAUGGAUUCGUUGGUAAAACAUGUCUGCUGAUUUCUUUCACUACCAAUCGUUUUCCAGGGGAAUAUGCUCCAACUGUAUUCGAUCAUUAUGCAAUGAAAACUGUGGUAGAUGAGACUCGGGUAUCGUUGAGUCUAUGGGAUACAGCGGGGCAGGAUACUUAUGCACAGGUCAGACCACUAUCAUAUGCAAAUGCGGACGUAUUUUUGGUCUGUUUUUCAACGGUGAACAUGGACUCACGUGACAAUGUCUCAUUGAAAUGGGUACCUGAGGUACGUCAACACCAACCCAACACACCAAUCAUCAUCGUCGGUACAAAGAUUGAUCUUAGAGAUGACAGGGCGACGAUAGAUGCCCUUCAGAAACAAAAACAUAAACCAGUCACGUUUGAGGAGGGUGUUCAGAUUUCCAAAAGCGUGAUGGCUUUAGCUUACACGGAGUGCUCAGCCAAAAAUCAAGAUGGCGUCAUCGAGGUAUUCAACCAGGCAGUCAGGGCGUCACUCAAUCCAAACAUAUUCAAGAAAAAGAAAAAGAGAUGUACUUUACUUUAAUAAUAUUGGUUGUAUAAUGUAGUUAAAUGAAAUAAUUUUUGUACAUAUUUGUUACUUAAAAUGCAAUGAUAUAUGAAAUAUAUUUAUUCGUCAGUGUAAUCAUCUAAUAAUGCAAACUUUAUUGUACCUUAUUUUGUAUCGUUACUGAGUGUUGGGAAUAAAGGUCUUUUGAAGUGAAGUUUCGAUUUCUGUGAACUUAUGGGACUUUUCAUCUUCCACCCCCCCCCCCCCCCCCCCCCUCACUCCGUACCGACACCUUUUUCUAUGUCCGCUGGUUGAUUGUUACAUGGACAUAAGCAAUUUACUCAAUGGUGCAUAAUUCACUGUUAAACUAAUAUUUUUUUUUGCAUUUUU
This is a messenger RNA of Lytechinus variegatus (green sea urchin), 2374 nucleotides long. Its product is annotated as ras-related C3 botulinum toxin substrate 1-like. Gene Ontology annotation, molecular function: GTP binding; protein kinase binding; GTPase activity. NCBI's taxonomy places the organism in Eukaryota, Metazoa, Echinodermata, Echinoidea, Temnopleuroida, Toxopneustidae. Gene Ontology annotation, biological process: cortical cytoskeleton organization; actin filament organization; motor neuron axon guidance. The record is from RefSeq and is a predicted model, not a curated record. Gene Ontology annotation, cellular component: cytoplasmic vesicle; cell cortex; cytoskeleton. Bases 1433 to 2020 code for a protein of 195 amino acids. The transcript has 5 exons.